AUGAAGUCGAAAGAAGUGCUAACGUUUCUAUUUUUGUCAUGUGUGUGUUAUACCAGUAGCUAUAAAAUUUUGGGAAUAUUUCCUUUCGCUGCUCCGAGUCAUUACUUUCUAGGAAAUGAACUCAUGAAAGGGCUUGCUAGAGCCGGACAUGAAUCUACUAUUUUGACAGUUUUUGAAGAAAAGAAACCACCUAAUGAUAACUAUAAGCAGAUUUUUAUGGAGGGAUUCUACGAUCAACAAAUCCAACUUUUUGGUCAUUUGGCAAAUAUGUCCCGAAAAGACGGUCAACAAUUCUUCACAAAUCCUGUCAAAGCGAUGCUCGGUUUCUUCAAAAUAUUGAACGAAAUAACUGAACUAACAUUAAAUCAUACAAAAACUCAACAAUUACUCCAAGAUAAACCGAAAUACGAUGUGGUUAUAGUUACUCAAUUUAACUUUGAAGCGCUAAAAGGCAUUGCUCCACAUUUAGGAGCCCAUUUAGUUGUUUUUAACAAUCAUGGUGCCGGUUCUUGGGUAAACCAUCUUGUAGGAAACCCAUCGUUACCUUCAUAUGCUGCCGAGCUCAUUCUAGGAUUUUCGGGGCAAAUGGACUUCAAACAGAGACUAAUAAAUACGUUGUUUUCUAUAGCACAAUACGUGAACCUUAAUGUUUUUCUUUAUCCACGGCAUUCUGAACUAAUGCAUAAAUACAUCUCGAAAGAUAUUGACUUUUACAAGGUUAUAUACAAUACUUCCCUGGUACUUCUUAACUCCCACAUCAGCCUUGCCAAAUCGGGUGCUUUGGUACCUUGCAUGAGGGAUAUUGGAGGAUUUCACGUGCAGCCACCCAAAAAGCUACCAGAGGACUUGCAGAAAUACUUAGAUGAUGCUAAAGACGGUGUCAUUUAUUUCAGUAUGGGCUCAAAUGUCAAAAGUUCUACCUUACCUCUAGAAACUAGGCAAGCUUUGAUGAAAGCGUUUUCGAAAAGAAAGGAGAAAGUUUUGUGGAAAUUUGAAGAUGAUAAUAUGCCUGGUAAGCCGGCUAAUGUAAAAAUCCAGAAGUGGCUGCCGCAGUCUGACUUAUUGGCACAUCCGAAUAUUAAACUAUUUAUAACACAUGGAGGAUUUUUAAGUACGAUCGAAACGGUUUAUCACAGAGUUCCAACUGUAGCUAUUCCUGUUCUCGGCGAUCAGUUGAAGAAUGCUAGACAGUCAGAAAGUGAUGGAUACACAAAAGUCAUAGAAAUGCAGGAGCUAACAGAAGAAUUACUUUCCUCUACUAUCGAGGAAGUCAUAUCAAAUAAAAAGUAUCGCGAUAAUGUUAAAACCCGUUCAAAAAUAUUUCAUGAUCGACAAGUAAAACCGAUGAAUGAUGCAGUGUACUGGAUAGAAUACAUCGUAAAGCAUAAUGGAGCAAAUCAUUUAAGAGUGAACUACCUAGACAUGGCUUGGUAUCAAUAUUAUUUAGUGGAUGUGUUUGUUGUUGUAUUUAGUGUUAUAUUUAUAGUAUUAUUUUUAGUCAAAAAAACUGUAUGUUUUAUUUUAGGAAAGUUAUGUAAAAAAAGUAAUAAAAAGGUGUCAAAUAAAGUGAAAGAGCAGUAG
Diabrotica balteata is the source of this 1581-nucleotide messenger RNA. NCBI's taxonomy places the organism in Eukaryota, Metazoa, Arthropoda, Insecta, Coleoptera, Chrysomelidae. The record is from the annotation of a GenBank genome assembly.